GGAGGGGCUGAAACUGAAGGAGAGCAGAGGACGGACGGGAAACUGUUCUGUUUGCUGCCGUGCUGAGAGCUCAGAGUAAAGAUGAAGCUUUUAGCCUGCCUGUGCCUGUCCGUUUUCUUAGCCCACAUUCAUCUCUCAGUGGCAGGCAAAAUCAAACUAUCAAAGCCUUUUAAGACGACAAAGAUAAAAACUAAAAACCCCACUUCAAAUAAAGGAAGUUACCCUAAGCAACCAGAAGGAGGAUAUCCUCAGUACCCAGGAAGCCAACCUCAAUAUCCAGCAAGAGGCUAUCCUCAGUACCCAAACCAACAUGGAGGCUAUUCCAACCCAGGUGGCUACCCUGGGUAUCCAGCGAGAGGUUAUCCACAGUAUCCAAACCAACAUGGAGGUUAUCCACAGUAUCCAAACCAACAUGGAGGUUAUCCACAGUAUCCAAACCAACAUGGAGGUUCUCCUUACCAUGGAAGCUACCCUCAGUACCCACAGCAUCCUGCCGGCCAUUACCCAGCUCCAGGGUAUGGAGGAGGUUAUGGAAACUAUCCAGGUAGCUACAUCAACCACAACCCAAACAACAGGAUCCUGAGCCCUCACUACGGUGGGAGUUUUGGAUUUGGUGGUUAUGGAGGUGGGGGUGGUUCUCCUUUCUCUCACUCGGUUCAGAAUAUGGGAUUUGCUCCAUCUGAUCAAUCCAAAGGGUUUGGACGCAGUGCGGCAAUGGCGGCGGCUGGAGGGGCAAUGGCAGGAAUGGCCCUGGGCUACGGAUUAGGGAAGUUCCCCCAUCCCAAUUUCCACUUUCACAACCCCCACCAGGAGUAUUACUACAACUACUACAUGUACAAGCGAUAUGGUAGGAAAUCCUCUGACAGGGACGACUACAGCAGGGACUACAAUUUCAAUCAAUCAUCUGAGGACUUUGACAAGUUCAUGACUUCCUGCAUGAAGAGGACGGACCUUCUGCCAGGAGAGAAACAGAGGUCACAAACCAAACCACUGACCACCACCACAACAACAACUUCUGCAACUAACACAGCUAUUACCACAAGAAGCAACAUCACUGCAGCGGGGAACGCCUCCUUCACCGCCAAUUCAACCAACAACCCUCUCAAUGAGUCUGAUGUUACAAAUCUGAAGGUUUCACAGACUCUCCAGAACAACGAGGCGAAUGAUGACACAGUCAGUAUUGUGGAAAUUGGCUACCCAGCGUUGAUCAACCAGAUGAAGGAGAAAAGAUGUACGGAGCUUUACGUCGUUUACUCUGAAAAACACUUGAAGAAAAAUAAACAGUCUUCACCUCACAGUGGGAAAGAAAGCCUGCAGAUGGAGCAGCAAGGGCUACUUUUUGUAUUCAUGAGCACUGUGAUGUUAAUGCUGCACAAUUAAAACCUCCACUGGGAAGAAAAUGAAGUAAAAAAAAAAAGAAAAUAACGCAAGUUUGCAAACAAACUAAUAUAUUUUUAAUUAAUGGUCUUUACAUUGCAUUCUAGCAUGACUUCUACAUUCUGGCUUCAUGGUUCAUUGUUUUUGCUCAUGACAAUGAACUUUAAUUAUGACUAAUUAUCGCUACUGCUCCUCUGCUACACCAAUUCUAACACAAAGCAGGUCAUGAAUGACUAAUUUUAGUGUGGACUAAAGGAAGCUGAAGGCUAUUUUCCUUCCUGUAGCCGCCAACUGCAGUCCAAUGCUAACAAUCUACAACAGAGUCAACGCUAAAACCAUGUUAGCUAAAUAUUUGUUUUAGCUGCCUUUUUAUUUAUUCCACCUCUACAACAGAGACACGGCAAAGAACAUGUUAGCUGGAUGUUUGCAUUUCAUCCCCCUCUCCAGCAGAGCUAACAACAUUAUUGUUAGCAUCUCCCCAGACAGAAGAAUUACAGCAUUAUUCAAGUGCGUUGUGUAAAUGUUCUAAGUUAGUAACUCCUUCAGCCGUCACAAGGAGGGCUGCAGUCUGGGAAAACUUCACUAGCCACACUAAUGACGCUGAACAUCCGCUCAGAAGUGGCAAACAAGAAAUUAAUCAAUUGUUGCUCUCUUGUUUGUCCAAACAGAAACCCUCCUGACUCUAAAAAUGGCAGCAACUGGCUCACUCUGAGCACUGAAGCAUUUUGCUCAGUCAGAGCGAGCCGGGAAAGGAGAGGCCGGCCAGAACGCCUGGUUCAUGAGCCAAACAACUUAAAAAAUAACAUUUCCUCAAACAAUAUGAUCACUGAGCGCGUUAUUGGGAUUAGAUUGCACUGUGCUGUUGACCGCACUCUGCUAUGGUGACAAGUUGAGCAAACAGACUAAGAUAUACAAUUUCUUCAAUGCUGUUCGAAGGCUAUUCAAUAUAAAUCUUAAUAUUUACUGUUUUCUGCUGUGAUCUUGCCUUAAUAUUUUUGCUGAUAUGAUUUUAUUUCUGUAACCUCAGUUUAGACAUUUGCUAUAUUAAACUUCAUAUUACUUUUAUUGUUUCUUUUACCAUAAACAUUAAUGACAUUGUUUGCUUUAAUUUUGUUUCUGAGUAUAUUUCAAGGAGGCGAUUCUAGGAUUCUAGGAUCUGACCUUUAGGGGUGCUUAGACCCCAGCAGGGCUAAGACCCAUGAGAAGAUAUUUGUUGGUGCGGUUUUAUAAAUCUAACUGCUUAUUUACAAACAUUCACAAACAAAAUUAAGACACAUGUUGUAGAAUAAAGGAACAAUGUUCAUUUUACUCAAUUUUUUUCCAGAGGUGUAUAAACUCAGUUUGAAACAGAAUCUCUAGACCACAUCAUACCUGAUAACAUCUGCUAACAUUAAUGAGACACAAACAGCUGUGGAGUGACACAGUCCUAGUGUGGAAAUUAAAAUUAAAUAUCUACUCAAAACUUUGCAUUUCCAGUCAUGUGAAGAACAUUUUACUAAAUGCAUAGGAUUAAUGAACCUAAAACCAGUUUAUUAUCAAAGUAGAAGUUCAGGUAAAUGACUAUUGAAAAUGAGUCCUUAACCUGAACUUUAUUUGAAAAUCAUACUUAGAAAUUGUAUUACCAUUAUUUUUAUCUGAACAUUUUGCAGCUGUUGGCCCUUUUUCUUUAAACAAGAAUGAAUGUCCAUCUGUGGAGAAGUAGAAAUUGAAUCGGGUUUUACUGUUUCAGUUCACAGUUCAUGAAGUGGGUCUAUCAUAGUUUCAGUACCAAACACCUUUCUGUUCACACAGAUACAGCCUAACAUUCUGCACUGUUCUUUAGUUUGACCUUAUUUAAGUGACUCCAGAGAGAUUUGGGAAAUUAAUUACAAAACAACACAACAGUCACUGAUCAAACUUAAAAAAAAGAGCAGUAAGAGUAAUUAACAAGGCCAAGGACUGCAUUGCCACCUAAAAUUGCCCAUUGCAAAAAAAUGCUAAGCAUAAUAUUUUGCACUACAAAUUGUCAUCUGAAUUAAGGUGCUGAUAAUACAAGUCUGAUCUCUUAUAGCUGAUUAUAUAUAUAUAUAUAUAUAUAUAUAUAUAUAUAUAUAUAUAUAUAUAUAUAUAUAUAUAUAUAUAUAUAUAUAUUAUCUUAACUUUAUUGCGAUUAUGUUCCUACUUUAUUCUUGCAUCAUUAGGACGUUAUUCUGGUAUUAGUACAGUUUCAUUCUCAUGUUAUAUGAACACCACAAGGAAACCAAAAAUAAAGUGUCAAUAGAAAAUUUGCAGUGAAAUUUGCAGACACUGAAUCUACAGUAAACAAGUCUGUAACAGAUGUGUAAAAUGGUGACAACAUGCAACUUAUAAGUACAAAAUAAUAAACAAGUAAAUGUGAUAGUCUUGGUCGCCCCCUAGUGGUGUGGGUGCCUUAAGCAGCUGUUUAACUCGUGCUUUGGGCCAGCUAGGUUUUACCUGUUUGUUGAUGGGUUUUAUCAAUGUUUUCUGGCAAAACCCGCCUUUUGAAGACAUUAAUAAUCUUAGUAUGAACUGUUGGGACGCUUAUCCAGGGUUGCACAUAUAUUCAUGCACACACAGCUGUAUUUCACACAUAGUAUGUUUCAUUUAUGCACAGAGAGCUUUUGGAGGAAUGAAACUUGACCUUGCAUGUUUCACUUUCAAACAAAAGGCUUUCUGUAAAAGUGAAACUUAAGCUGACGCCAUAAUAUCAGUUGACUUCUAGGCAGACAUUCCUUAGCUGACGUAGUUCAUCAGACGACCAAUAAGGCGUGUCUUAGAUAUAAAGAAUGGAUCGUCCGUUUUUGAUCAGAUGCUGUUUAAUCCCGGUGUAUUCACGUCACAACAAAUUAG
This is a messenger RNA of Gambusia affinis (western mosquitofish), 4227 nucleotides long. RefSeq names its product prisilkin-39-like. Gene Ontology annotation, biological process: protein homooligomerization. Lineage: Eukaryota; Metazoa; Chordata; Actinopteri; Cyprinodontiformes; Poeciliidae. The record is from RefSeq and is a predicted model, not a curated record. The coding region runs from base 82 to 1380 and encodes 432 amino acids. The transcript is spliced from 2 exons. Gene Ontology annotation, cellular component: membrane.